CUAUCUUGGCAGUGUGAGGUUUGCAGGCUUUGGUUGUGGUUGUGACAGCGCAGUGGGCGGGAUUAUACCUCAGAUCAGGGGAGAGAGUCUAGUCUUUGGUGAGACUGAGGGGGAGUUAAAGAGAGAAAGGGAGCUGGGGUGCUCUUCAGAGGACGGAAUCUGGAUGCAUGGUGAUCUCUGGCUCUGUGGGUGAUCCUCAGUCACCAUGAAAGAAUAGGAACUCAGCUCUCCCAGGGAAAUGGCUUGUUUCAUAAUAUCCCUUCUACCUGGCAUAUGACUCCAGCUGCCUGUGAAGGGCCUGUUGGCUGUUUAUGGGAACUGUCACUGUGUUCACACUCUUGAGGAUUUAAGAAUUUCCAGGACAGCCCUUUUUUUUGGGUCUUUUUUAAACCCCUGCUGUCAAGUCAAAGCAGCAACACUUUGCAAUAGACUGGGGAGGCAGUAAGAAGAUGGCGAACAACUCGUACAGUGGGGUGAAGAACUCCAUAGUGGAGGCCAACCAUGAUGGAGAGUUUGGCUGCACACUAAAAGAACUACGUGGGUUAAUGGAACUGAGGAGCGCUGAGGCAGUAACCAAAAUUGCGGAAUAUUAUGGGGAUAUUCAAGGACUCUGCAACCGGUUAAAAACAUCACCAAUAGAUGGUCUAAGCGGACAGCCUGCAGAUAUUGAGAAGCGGAAAACAGUGUUUGGGGAAAAUCUUAUACCUCCCAAAAAGCCUAAAACGUUCUUACAGUUAGUGUGGGAGGCACUACAGGAUGUCACGCUGAUUAUCCUUGAAGUGGCAGCCAUAGUUUCACUAGGCCUUUCUUUUUAUAAACCUCCAGAUGCAGAGAGGGAAAACUGUGGAAAAGCUGCUGGUGGUGGUGGGGAUGAAAAUGAGGCAGAGGCCGGGUGGAUCGAGGGUGCCGCCAUUCUUCUGUCAGUUAUCUGUGUGGUGCUGGUAACAGCAUUCAAUGACUGGAGUAAAGAAAAGCAAUUUAGAGGCCUCCAGAGCCGCAUUGAGCAGGAACAGAAAUUUACUGUCGUCCGUGGAGGACAAGUUAUUCAAAUUCCUGUGGCAGAGAUUGUGGUUGGGGACAUUGCACAAGUAAAAUAUGGUGACCUCUUGCCUGCUGACGGAGUCUUCAUCCAAGGCAAUGAUCUGAAGAUCGAUGAAAGCUCACUCACAGGGGAGUCUGACCACGUCAAGAAAACAAUAGAAAAAGAUCCAAUGCUGUUAUCAGGCACCCAUGUAAUGGAAGGCUCAGGGAAAAUGUUGGUCACUGCUGUGGGUGUCAACUCUCAAACUGGAAUUAUCUUCACUUUACUCGGAGGCGGGGAAGAGGAUGAUGAUGAGGAAGAGGAAAAGAAAAAGGAGAAGGAAGAGAAGAAGAAACAGAAAAAAAAUAAGAAGCAGGAUGGUUCUGUAGAAAAUCGAAAGAAAGCUAAAGCCCAGGAUGGUGCUGCAAUGGAAAUGCAGCCUCUGAACAGUGACGAAGGAGCAGAUGCAGAGGAGAAGAAGAAAGCCAACCUGCCAAAGAAAGAGAAGUCUGUUCUCCAGGGAAAACUGACCAAACUAGCAGUACAGAUUGGAAAAGCAGGUCUGGUUAUGUCAGCCAUCACUGUUAUUAUCCUGGUGGUGCUGUUUGUAGUGGAUACCUUCUGGAUCCAGAAUCUAUCCUGGGUUAAGCAGUGCACACCUGUUUACAUUCAAUUUUUUGUGAAGUUCUUCAUCAUUGGUGUCACUGUUCUUGUGGUCGCUGUUCCCGAAGGCCUGCCACUUGCUGUAACAAUCUCCUUAGCGUAUUCUGUUAAGAAAAUGAUGAAGGAUAACAAUCUGGUGCGUCACUUGGAUGCCUGUGAGACUAUGGGAAAUGCUACUGCCAUCUGUUCUGACAAGACUGGUACACUCACCAUGAACCGCAUGACUGUGGUGCAGGCCUACAUCGCUGAAAAGCACUACAAGAAGGUCCCUGAACCAGAGAACGUCCCCUCCUCCACUUUAGACAUCCUGAUUCUGGGCAUUGCAGUCAACUGCGCCUACACUACUAAAAUCAUGCCUCCAGAGAAAGAAGGGGGUCUGCCACGACAGGUGGGUAACAAGACCGAAUGUGCCUUGCUCGGCUUUUCUACUGAGUUAAAACGCGACUACCAGGCUAUCCGCAACGAGAUUCCUGAAGAGAAACUCUACAAGGUCUACACUUUCAACUCAGUUCGCAAGUCUAUGAGCACUGUGUUAAAGAUGGCUGACGGCAGCUACCGUAUGUUCAGCAAAGGAGCCUCAGAAAUUCUCCUAAAAAAGUGCUAUAAAAUCUUGACAGCUAAUGGUGAGCCAAAGGUGUUCCGCCCACGGGACAGAGAUGACAUGGUUAAGAAAGUGAUCGAGCCCAUGGCCUCGGAGGGCUUGAGAACAAUCUGCCUUGGAUACAGAGAUUUUCCUGCUUCUGAUGGGGAGCCUGACUGGGACAAUGAAAAUGAUAUCCUCACUGGACUAACCUGCGUCUGUGUGGUUGGCAUUGAAGAUCCUGUUAGACCAGAGGUUCCAGAUGCUAUCAGGAAAUGCCAGCGUGCUGGCAUCACCGUGCGGAUGGUGACUGGGGACAAUAUCAACACAGCUCGAGCCAUCGCCACCAAGUGUGGCAUCCUACAGCCUGGAGAUGACUUCCUCUGCCUGGAGGGAAAAGAGUUCAAUCGCAGGAUACGCAAUGAAAAGGGAGAGAUUGAACAAGAACGCAUUGACAAGAUCUGGCCCAAACUUCGAGUAUUGGCUCGCUCUUCCCCCACAGACAAACACACCUUAGUCAAAGGUAUUAUUGAUAGCACAGUGGCAGAACAGAGACAAGUAGUAGCAGUGACAGGAGAUGGUACGAAUGAUGGUCCUGCCUUGAAAAAAGCAGAUGUUGGUUUCGCCAUGGGCAUUGCUGGAACAGAUGUUGCUAAGGAGGCAUCUGACAUCAUUCUGACUGAUGACAACUUUUCCAGCAUCGUUAAAGCUGUCAUGUGGGGUCGAAACGUCUAUGACAGCAUCUCCAAGUUCCUUCAGUUUCAGCUAACGGUCAAUGUGGUGGCUGUCAUUGUAGCAUUUACAGGAGCGUGCAUCACACAGGACUCUCCACUGAAAGCUGUACAGAUGUUGUGGGUCAACUUGAUCAUGGACACUUUUGCUUCACUAGCUCUGGCCACAGAGCCCCCUACAGAAGCCCUGCUGCUAAGGAAGCCAUACGGCCGCAACAAACCUCUAAUCUCCCGCACCAUGAUGAAGAACAUCCUGGGUCAUGGAGUUUAUCAGCUAGUUAUCAUUUUUACAUUGCUCUUUGCUGGAGAGAAAUUGUUGGACAUUGACAGUGGCAGGAAUGCACCCCUCCAUGCCCCACCCUCAGAACACUACACCAUUGUCUUCAAUACCUUUGUAAUGAUGCAGCUUUUCAAUGAGAUCAAUGCCCGUAAGAUCCACGGUGAAAGGAAUGUCUUUGAAGGCAUCUUCAACAACCCAAUCUUCUGUAGUAUUGUCUUGGGUACCUUUAUUAUUCAGAUUGUUAUUGUGCAGUUUGGAGGGAAGCCAUUCAGCUGCGUGGCUCUGACGGUUGACCAGUGGCUGUGGUGUACUUUCUUAGGCUUCGGCUCUCUUCUGUGGGGACAGGUUAUUUCUUCAAUACCCACCAGCCGCUUAAAAUUCUUGAAAACAGCAGGCCAUGGCACCCAAAAAGAGGAGAUCCCAGAUGAAGAGUUGGAGGAGCUGGAGGACAUGGAUGAGAUCGACCAUGCUGAACGGGAGCUUCGUCGAGGCCAGAUCCUGUGGUUCCGAGGCCUCAAUCGCAUCCAAACUCAGAUUCUGUGAAAUGUGUCAUGGGCUAUACUCAAAGGUUUACUACCAUUGAACACAAGGUAGCACCGCGCUCUGCAUGGGUUCAAAGUCUCUGGUCUCGUUUGUGAGUUUUCUCUCUUUGUGCUGUUUUUGACAUGUAUACCAGCUUGUAGACAUGCUUGGCUGCUGCAGCUUUCUUUCUUUUUGUUUUUGUUUUUUUAAACUCCACAAGCAUAAGCUAUAACUGACCACCCCUCUUUUUGUCUUUCUGUCUCUCUCCUCUUUCUGCCUCUCAUUCGCAGCCUUUACUUUGUCUCACUCUCUCUUUCUGUCUCUCUUCCACUCCUUUCUUUUCUUACUCUCUUUGUCUCCAUCUGUCCUUUUCUCCAGCUGUCCUUACUUUUUGAUCAGCAUGCCCAACAACAGUAAUUUCUUGUGUCCAGCUUCUAUCCCUUAUUUUCUCUUUUGGUGUGUUCUUGUAGAAAGAACACCAUUCCCCUCAUUUCAUUUAUUUAUUUAUUUUGGUUCCCUUUUGCAUUUUAAUUAAUCAGACACAGGCCUCUACCAAGUGUUUUGUGAAAUACUAAUACAAAAAAACACAUUGCAUCAAGUUUGACACUGGUUUGUACUCUCCCUGAGAUAUUGACCGAUUUCCUGAGGUUGCUUUUUAAUUACUCUUAAGACUAGUUUCAAGUUUUGUCUCCAACAGAUUUAGGUUUUCUGUCUCUCAGAAAGUCUUUAAUAUUCAACCAGCAUUCGAUUUUCACACUUCGCACAUUUGAUCAGUCCAGCCCAUCAGAUUGCAAUUGAAAGCCUUUUAUGGAACAGUGAUGGCUUGAAGCGUUAUAUUUUCAUUCUCUCCUUCUGUACCAAAUAGGGCAUAAAGAUUAAAUCACUGUGCAAUUGCGAAAUAAAAUGCAGUACUUCAUAUGGCAGCUUGGAGGCUGGUUCAAAAAGCAAGUGAAUGCACAUAGUUUAUGAACAAUCCCCAAUUUUAGGGAAGAAAUAAACAUGUUAAUAAGCUGGUACAAAGACCAGAUCAGAUUUGAACUGUUCUCCCUGUCACAGUAACUGUACGAGGCUGUUUACCAUUGUAAGGCUGGUUUGAGUGGGCUUUAUGCAUUACCCAGACAAUAUCAAAGUUAUUGGCUUGGCUGACACCAAAAUCUGCGUUUGUGCAGUUAGCUCAAAGUCUUUCUGUGAGUGGAAUUUAUUAGCACCAAUUAACAGGCAUCUGAUCUGUGCAAUGCAUCCACACAGUCUGUAGAUGGUGCUGAUGUAGCUGGGUUUGUUUAGCUUAUACCGUGCCACUUCACCCACUCCUCCUUUCCUUACUUCUGACUUCACAAAACAAGAUUUGAUCCCAAACAAAGCUCCAAAAUGCAGCUCCCAUCAAGUGCAUACAACUGUCCAAAUUCAUUAGCUUAAUUCCAUUGUACCUGUUACUAUGGUACAGCUA
This is a messenger RNA of Neolamprologus brichardi, 5244 nucleotides long. It is a transcript of the gene atp2b1a, whose product is annotated as ATPase plasma membrane Ca2+ transporting 1a. Lineage: Eukaryota; Metazoa; Chordata; Actinopteri; Cichliformes; Cichlidae. Gene Ontology annotation, cellular component: intracellular membrane-bounded organelle; plasma membrane. The record is from RefSeq and is a predicted model, not a curated record. Gene Ontology annotation, biological process: calcium ion transmembrane transport; regulation of cytosolic calcium ion concentration. Gene Ontology annotation, molecular function: P-type calcium transporter activity; PDZ domain binding; ATP hydrolysis activity.